This is a messenger RNA of Aspergillus luchuensis, 684 nucleotides long. RefSeq names its product UbiX family flavin prenyltransferase (gene PAD1). Gene Ontology annotation, molecular function: carboxy-lyase activity. The record is from RefSeq and is a predicted model, not a curated record. Bases 1 to 684 code for a protein of 227 amino acids. NCBI's taxonomy places the organism in Eukaryota, Fungi, Ascomycota, Eurotiomycetes, Eurotiales, Aspergillaceae. The transcript has a single exon.
AUGUUCAAUGCACUUCUGUCCGGUACUACUACCCCAACCUCCGGUCGUGCAUCUCCUCCCACCAGCGAAAUGCCCAUCGAUAAUGAUCACGUGGCCGUUGCCCGUCCAGCGCCCCGUCGCCGCCGCAUUGUAGUGGCCAUGACGGGUGCUACUGGAGCCAUGCUCGGCAUCAAAGUCCUAAUUGCCCUGCGCCGUCUCAACGUGGAGACGCAUCUGGUGAUGAGCAAGUGGGCGGAGGCUACGAUCAAAUACGAGACCGACUACCAUCCCUCAAACGUGAAAGCGCUGGCCGACUACGUACACAACAUCAAUGACAUGGCUGCCCCAGUGUCCAGCGGCUCAUUCCGCGCAGACGGAAUGAUUGUGGUACCGUGCAGCAUGAAAACAUUGGCUGCUAUCCACUCGGGCUUUUGCGACGAUCUCAUCUCAAGGACAGCAGAUGUGAUGCUCAAGGAGCGCAGGCGAUUGGUGCUAGUAGCGCGGGAGACGCCAUUAAGCGAGAUCCAUCUGCGAAACAUGUUGGAGGUUACACGAGCUGGGGCAGUCAUCUUCCCCCCCGUGCCUGCAUUCUACAUCAAGGCCGCAAGUAUCGAGGACCUCAUUGACCAGAGUGUUGGACGAAUGUUGGAUUUAUUUGACCUCGACACGGGGGAUUUUGAGCGUUGGAAUGGAUGGGAGAAAUAA